Molecule: messenger RNA, 1956 nt
Organism: Triticum aestivum (bread wheat)
Lineage: Eukaryota; Viridiplantae; Streptophyta; Magnoliopsida; Poales; Poaceae
Exons: 10
Coding region: 306-1013 (235 amino acids)
Source: RefSeq, a predicted model, not a curated record
GGCUGAGUCGUACUGGUGUCGCUCUGGCUUUCCUCCUGGCGAAACAAUCGCUGGAGCUGCGCGAGCCCCCGUCCUAAUCGCUAUCUGCAACCGCCGCCCGCCUCCCCGCACCCCGUGGUAAUCGCGAUCUGCCAGACUGCCACCGCCUCCCCGCACCCCGUGGUAAUCGCGAUCUGCCACCGCCUCCCCGCCUCCCGUGGUAAUCGCGAUCUGUCGCCGCCUCCCCGCCUCCCGUGGUAAUCGCGAUCUGCCGCCGCCUCCCCGCCUCCCGUGGUAAUCGCGAUCUGCCACCGCCUCCCGUCCUAAUGGCUGGGGAGAAAGCUGGUACCGGCGCCUCCUCCUCCUCUCGUCCUCGGAGGAGUUCGAGAAACGCCGCCGACGGGAAGCAGAUUGCUCCCCGAGUCGCCGCCGACGGGAAGAAGACUGCACUCCCAGUCGCCGCCGUCGGGAAGCAGAGUCCUCUCCUAGUUGCCGCCGCCUCCGACGGGAAGCAGAUGGUUAUGGGAGUCUCUGUCGACGCCGCUUGCACCACUUUGCACCCUAUUGAUCUACGAUCCGACGUCGCCCCUGCCGAGGGGCGUACUGAAGUGGCCAAGUUUGUGCACAACUUCUACUGCGCCCUAAACUUUAAUCUGUUAGGAUUGUAUCGUUUCUAUGCCGAUGAUGCUGAGUUUGUCUGGAAUUUCAAUGGCCGCCGACUUAAUCUGAAAACGGCAAAGGAAAUUAAGAGUUAUCUGUAUAGGGCAUCAACCAAAAUGAAAUUCCAUGCAUCGCAUUUUGAUGUAUUAUCGCUUCCUGGGCAAAGUUCUGUAAUGCUGACCGUUGAUGGAACAAUCAAAUCUGCUGAUAACAAGCCUAGGAGCUUUGUGGAAACUUUUGUGCUUGAUAUUCCUGGACGUCUUAUAUUGAGGGAUUCCUUGGUUGUGCAAGAAAAUGCUCCAGAAGUACCAGAAGUGAGUAGUCCCAAGAAGCUCCAAGACCGUACUGCAAGUAUCAUGUCUACUAAUGAUUGAUUGAGAACAUGUCGGAAAAGAAUCGAGACGCGGAAAGGAUGAAUCGCGAAGGUGGCGCUGAUGCUUGGGGUUCUCAAAGGCCAGAAACACCGCCUUGGGAUGCAGUAGAGUAUAGUCAACUCAUCUCUGCAGGGCCGUUGCUGCCACUACUAGAACAGUAUGCAGGCGUAGGUUCUUAUGACCAAAACACUCUCAGGGGGGCCCCAUGGCAAGUUCAGUCACAAGGCGCUAACACUGACGUAUUUACGGGCAACCAACCUCAACUAGCUAGUAUGGCUAAUCAAGGGCCUUCAUGCAGCACGUGGCAUCAGCCAGCACCCAUGUACCUGCCAUCGACAUCAUACACAGCGUAUUACGCUGGUGGUGACACGGCAAACGUCCCGUGGCAAGCUUCACAAAUUGCAGGUGGAGCACGACAUUUUGGUGUCACAGACCACACAAGAUGGCCAAAUGCAGCACAACAAGAACCUACAACUACAGUGAACAGCGGUGCGGGGACAUCUACUGCGGGGAGCUCUGAGCGCACGGAAGACGCGUUCCACCAGUCAGCAGACUGUCAUGCCGCAAACAAUUUCGAGUCAGAGUCGGGAAUGGCAAUCAUUCCAGCAAUGCCGAUGAGCACCCCUUUGAACCGUGUCAGGAACAUGUAUUGGGUGGAUGGUGCUACAAGGAGAGCCUACAAACAUUUCCGAGAUUGCAUUUCAUUCGACACGACGUACCUCACCAAUAUGUACAAGAUGCCAUGCGCUCCGUUCAUAGAAAUAAAUAACCACAAUCAGUCGUUGCAGUUCGGAUGCGGCCUCGUCCGGAACGAAGACACAGAUGGGUACGUUUGGCUGUUCAAGACCUUCUUGGAGUGCAUGGAUGGACUUGCUCCGAUGAACAUAAUAAUAGACCAAGAUUUCAGCAUGCGUGCAGGCAUAGAAAAGGUCUUUCCGUUGGC